This is a messenger RNA of Phymastichus coffea, 1701 nucleotides long. RefSeq lists its product as uncharacterized. Bases 1 to 1701 code for a protein of 566 amino acids. The record is from RefSeq and is a predicted model, not a curated record. Lineage: Eukaryota; Metazoa; Arthropoda; Insecta; Hymenoptera; Eulophidae. The transcript has 2 exons.
AUGGUCCCACCGGUGACACCGACUAUGGAACAAUUCCAAACCCUCCAACAACAGCUAGCGGUUGCUCAGCAAGCCAUCACCGAGCUACGCAACGCUAACCAAGCGCAAGUACCCAAUCCACCCCCCCAAAUCAACGCGAGCUACGGUCAACCGAAAAUCCCCGCUUUUUCGCGUGUGGACGUUAACACGUGGUUUCUCCAAGCUGAAAUAACCUUGCUCAACACCGGAAUCAUCGCGUCUCCAACUAAGGCUGACUUCAUCGCUGAGAAGUUGGAUAUCGAAACUCUCCAAGUUGUCUCUGAACUUCUGCAACGAGAUCCACGGCCGGACAACUUGUAUCAACUCAUGAAGGACAAACUGAUAGCAGCCUACAGCUCUUCUGCAGAAACGCGUUUGCGACGAAUGAUGAAAGGUCAAGUCCCCACAGACGGCAAACCGUCUCUCAUCAUUACAAGGCUGAAAGCUCUGAACACUGGUGCGACCGACAACAUCAUCCAAUCCGUUUUCCUCGAGCAGCUUCCAGCCCCUUGCAGAGCAGCACUAGCGGUUUCCAACGUCAUCAACCUCGAAACUUUAAGCGAGAUGGCUGACAAGUACGCCGAAUCAGCAGAGUCGGACCCGGGAUUCAUCGCAGCAGUCAACAAGCCAAAAGCUCCAAGCCUAGAGAGUCAGCUGGCCGAGUUGACGGCUCAGGUCGCGAAACUCGAAGCCAACUUAACCGCCCUAACCGCGAUCGAUCUUGCUCUCAGCAUAGGCAUCCGGAAAACCAGAAUGCGAACAACAAGUCUUAUUCCUCCUCAACGCAAGCUAAUGGGCUAUGCCGCAUUCACGCAAAUCGACAUGGGCGCUGACGUCUCUCUCAUCUCCGUCACUAACCCAAAUGCAAGACCCAGCGAUUUAGUACUAUAUGUAGCAAACGGCACGCCCAUCAAGACCUGUGGCGAAAAGAAACUUUCACUUGACCUUCACCUAGGACGACCCAUCGUUUGGAACUUUAUUGUCGCAGCAGUCCCUAGCGCCUACAUAGGAGCGGACUUGAUCGACAAUUUCGGACUCCUCGUGGACGUGCGUGGCUGCCGCUUGAUCGACAGCCACGCUGGUCUGUCGGCACAUGGCUACCUCAAGUCAUCCGCCGUCGCAUCAGUUAAAAUAAUCGACCAUACGAAUAGAUUCGCAAAUAUCGUGUCGCAAUACCCUGAAGUCUCUAGCUCCAAGCAGACGAAACCUAUAACUACACACGAUAUAUUUCACUACAUCGAAACCUCAGGAUCCCCGGUCGCCGAGCGAGCCAGGCGCCUCGACCCCGAGAAAUACAAGGCCGCUCAAGCUGAGUUCGAUGAGUUGAUUAAGCAGGGCAUCUGUCUACAGUCUAAAAGCCCCUGGGCGAGUCCUAUCCACAUGACGCGCAAAAAAGACGGAACAUGGCGUAUCUGCGGUGAAUACCGUCGGUUCAACGCCGUUAGCAAGCCCGAUAAGUUCCCCGUACCCCAUCUUCACGACUAUCCCGUCAAUUUGCAUGGAAAAACGAUUUUUUCCAAGCUCGACCUUCAUCGAGCCUACAACCAAAUUCCCGUCGCCCCCGUUGACGUGAUAAAAACAGCGAUGAUCGCACCUUUUGGGCUCUUUGAAUUCAUUUUCAUGGCCUCCGCAAUGCUGCACAAUCAUUCCAGCGAUACAUUAAACAAGUUCUCCAAGGCCUAG